UUCCGUUCUCUCGUUGCAAUUCAACAUCAGAUGCGGUUUUGGCAGCUUUCUCACGCAGGUUUGUGUAAAGUUUUAUCAUUUGGAUUAAGUGCACUUCGUCAACAACGACAAUAUUUUUUCAGACUCUGAACAUUUUUGAAACAGCAACAGAAUGUGUACCUUCAAGAACAUCCUUUUUCUUGUUCUUCAUAUACUUGGGGAAUCCGCUGACUUGUAUCGGAAAGCUGGGACGGACCUUACCAUACAGUGUAAAGGUACAUCACCGAAAGAUGAUGUUGAAUGGAAAUUCAAAGAUAAUCGCAUCGCUAGAAUUUAUAAUGGACGUAAAUUAAGAGGUUCUAUAUAUCCAUCCGGAUCAAAUAAAUAUCAUCCAGAUACAGACUCUUUGAGGAUAACACGACUUGAGUCUAGUGACUCGGGGCGUUACUUCUGCUCACAUGGAAGUGAAUACAAUGUGCAUGUUGUGUCAGCCUUUGUUCAACCAGGCACAGUGCUUCCCCAAUCUAGUGAUGCAGAGUUGCACUGUAAUGUUGAAGGAGAUCCCAAAGCAGACGUUACGUGGCUGAGACCUUCUGAUGGUCAAGAAUAUCAUGAAAGAAAGCAAAAAGUUCACCUGAAAUCUUUGACUUUGAAAGAGAACGGCCAGUGGACAUGUCAGGUUCAGGGCUUGCAAAUAAAUAUCACAUUAACUGUUGUAGGUCUCCAGACCACAGAAGCUGUUGAAGUGACUGUAGGGCGCAACGUAGUUCUGCCCUGUUCUCUCCCUCAAAUAACAUCUCGGCGUGUAGUGGGUGGGAAAUGGGAGGCUGACCAUCUUCCUGAAGUGUCAUCUGCAACUCUAGAUAACACACAAAAGACCUUACAAUGGAAUGGUCAGAACACUUCAAAAGUUAUAUUUACAAAUGGACCACUCAGCAUCAACUAUGAUAUCAAGCUGACAAAAGUACAGUCUAGAGAUGCAGGUAGAUUUGUGUGUACUGUGGAGUUUGAUGGUGGAACGAAGCUGACAGCCAACACAACGUUGACAGUUGUGACCGGCACUUCAGGUAAUAAAGGGUCCAGCAGUAUGAAUGGGCCAACACUAAAAUGGAAGGGACCUUUGACCAAAGAUGUGCUUGGUCUACAGUUGUGGAUUUGGAUUGCAGUUGGAGCAAGCAGUAUGCUUCUGGUUGUAGUUAUUAUAGCGAUUGUACUUGUCCAAGGACGGAACAAACGUAUGAAGAAGCGAGUGAGACAACUGAGAUCAAUGAGGCAACCUCUUACAGCCGUAGACUACUGCCAUUGUGACAGAUCUGAGAGAGAGGAGGAAUUGGUAAAGCAGGUGAGGCCAGGUCCCGUCCCCAGACAUCAGCGUAACAUAAACAAAACAAAACCAUAUAACUGAGAGACAUAUUCAUUUGUGUGUGGAAGACUAAGGUCAUUCUGGGCCAGUGCUUUUAUAUGUGCUUACUGACUGAGAUUGUGAAAUAAAACGAAUCAUUGACAUAAUAAGACGUUUGAUUGUGACUGUACCUUUCAAAUUAGAUUUUUUAAAAUGUUUUGUUAUCAUGUUUAGUUUGUAAUUUUGCUGAAUAUUAAAUGUAAAUGUUUCUGUAUGUGGCAUGACAUAAUGUUGAAUGUUGCAGUUUUUGUUCACACAAUAAAUCGUUUAAUACAUUCCUAA
Messenger RNA from Triplophysa dalaica, 1663 nucleotides. RefSeq names its product neural cell adhesion molecule 2-like. NCBI's taxonomy places the organism in Eukaryota, Metazoa, Chordata, Actinopteri, Cypriniformes, Nemacheilidae. The coding region runs from base 152 to 1384 and encodes 410 amino acids. Gene Ontology annotation, biological process: positive regulation of ERK1 and ERK2 cascade; interleukin-15-mediated signaling pathway; T cell activation. Gene Ontology annotation, molecular function: protein tyrosine kinase binding; MHC class II protein binding. The record is from RefSeq and is a predicted model, not a curated record. Gene Ontology annotation, cellular component: external side of plasma membrane; membrane raft. The transcript is spliced from 10 exons.